This is a messenger RNA of Bipolaris maydis ATCC 48331, 468 nucleotides long. The record is from RefSeq and is a predicted model, not a curated record. NCBI's taxonomy places the organism in Eukaryota, Fungi, Ascomycota, Dothideomycetes, Pleosporales, Pleosporaceae.
AUGGAAGAUAGUCUGAUAACCUCGCUCUUGGAAUCGGUUCGGGCAGGACUACGGGCGGACAGUUUCGUUCAAAAAGUCGGCAUGGGUAUCGGCGCGGGCAGCUGUCCAAUUAAAACACUGUACAACCAAAUUGGUACCUUCAAGAAGGACUGGAAGCAUUGGGACGCUUUGCUGUCCCAGUCCAGCUUCACCUUUGAUCAGACUGGUCAUCCGUUUGCUGCCAAAUUCAGAUAUCAACUGCUGCGAGCAGCAGAUACUCUCCGCCAGUUGUUCAGUGGUUAUCCGGCAACGGGCAGCUUCGUCGUGACUCCGGAAGAGCUGGUAGCAGGGCUGGUAGCAGGGCUGGCAACAGCGGAGCCGGCGGGUGAGACUCAUCGUCGUCGGUCGUCGUCGUCGUCAGUCGUCGUCGUCGUCGGACCCAGAAGUACCGCCGCGGCGGAGAAGACGGGUAAGAGGAGAUUUUGGUGA